AUGACUCAAAUUAAUCUUAAUUUAAGUGGGAAUGAUAUCUGUGAAGAAGGUGCUUCAAGUAUUGCAAAUGCUUUAUAAAAGUGUUAUUAAAUUAUUCAAUUAAAUCUGGAUUUUUCAGGUUGGAAUAAUAUUGGUGUUGAAGGAAUUUAGAGUAUAUCAAAUACCUUAUAGAAAUUCUAAAGUAUUUCUCAAUUAAAUCUAAAUUUAUCAGGAACUAGUUAUGUAUAGAAUCAUUUAGGUUUAAUAGGAGCUCAAAUAAUAGCAAAAGGUUUAGAAAAUAGUCAAAAUAUUUCAGAAUUAGAUCUGAAUUUAAGCUUAAAUAAAUUAGGUUAUGAUGAAUUUUACUUAAUAACAAAGGCUAUAGAAAAGUGUUAAAAAAUUUCUAAACUAAAUCUUAAUUUAUCUUAGAAUUCUUUAAAAUUAAAUGAAGUUAGAGCUAUUUCAAAUCUAUUAGAGGUCUUAAUUAACGCUACUGAAGUGAAUCUUAAUUUAAGUGAAAAUUUAAUUGAUGAUGAUUCAUGUAAGAUGAUAGCAAAUUCUUUAACAAAAUCUUAAAAUAUUUCUAAAUUAAAUCUUGAUUUGAGCUCAAAUUGUGUUGGCAAUAAAGAAGUUAGCAUUAUAGAAAUUUUUUUAUAAAAUUGUAAAUACAUUACACAAUUAAAUCUUGAUUUGAG
Messenger RNA from Tetrahymena thermophila SB210, 674 nucleotides. RefSeq names its product kinase domain protein. Gene Ontology annotation, cellular component: perinuclear region of cytoplasm; cytosol; nucleus. The transcript is spliced from 8 exons. The annotation marks the transcript as partial. The record is from RefSeq and is a predicted model, not a curated record. NCBI's taxonomy places the organism in Eukaryota, Ciliophora, Oligohymenophorea, Hymenostomatida, Tetrahymenidae. Gene Ontology annotation, biological process: activation of GTPase activity; nucleocytoplasmic transport. Gene Ontology annotation, molecular function: GTPase activator activity; small GTPase binding.